Molecule: messenger RNA, 1937 nt
Organism: Vigna angularis (adzuki bean)
Lineage: Eukaryota; Viridiplantae; Streptophyta; Magnoliopsida; Fabales; Fabaceae
Product: transcription factor TGA1
Exons: 10
Coding region: 569-1678 (369 amino acids)
Biological process (GO): DNA-templated transcription; regulation of DNA-templated transcription
Molecular function (GO): DNA-binding transcription factor activity; sequence-specific DNA binding
Source: RefSeq, a predicted model, not a curated record
AAUACAACCUUCUCUAAUGCCAUUUUUUUUUUCAAUUAAAAUAACCUAAAGUUCAAUUAAAAAACAGUUGCCUUUAUUCAUCUAAAGAAGUGGCCCCUAUUUCAAUAGACAUAUUAAUAAUUAUAAUUCCAUGAAUAUGAUGGCAGAUUAGAGUAGGGUUGGGAAUUUGGUUGUUUUUUUUGUGGUGAGUCACACAGCAAGAAAAAAAAAAGGCUUCCAAACACAGUAUUUCUCAAAGUAGCUUUCAUUAAAAUAAAGAAUUUUGAUUUUCUUUCCUUGUAAUUUAAAAAUUUAGAGAUUUAACUGCUGAGGAAAACGAGGAAGGAAGGACCAGAUACUACAUAAAUACAUGACAGCUCUUUAUGUUUUUGUUUUUUUGAAGUAGUUGCUUGUGUUGUGCGCUUUCUAUGAUCACCUUCACAGCUUCCAGAUUGGUCACAUCACAAUGGAGGCUUGCAGAUUUCUUUAUUCUUCUGGUCUUACUAAUCAAAUUGACCUUUUCUGCUUUACCCUGCAGCCUCUAUAUAUGCAUAUGCAUUGAAUUUCUGCAUCGAUUAGUCCAUAGAGCAUGGAUGCUUCAUCCUCACAGUUUGUUUCCUCAAGAAGAAUGGAAGUAGUGUAUGAUCCUAUCCAUCAAAUUAGCAUGUGGGAAGAAAAUUUCAAAAGUAAUGCUAAUACUUUAACUGCAUCCACCUCCAUAAUUGAAGAGCUGGACAUGAAGUUUGAUAAUCAAGUUCAGGCGCAAUCAGAGGAGGUUUCUCAUGGAAUAUUUGGAACAUCUGUGAAGUACAACCAAGAUCAUAAUAGACUGGUUGAUAAGACACAAAGACGUCUUGCUCAAAAUCGAGAGGCUGCUCGAAAGAGUCGUUUGAGGAGAAAGGCAUACGUGCAACAGUUGGAAUCGUGUCGUUUGAAGCUGAUGCAGUUAGAGCAAGAGGUAGAUCAUGCUAAACGACAGGGAUUGUAUAUUGGUGACGGAUUGGGUUCUAAUAAUUUGGGUUUUGCUGGCUCUGUAAAUUCAGGAAUAGCAAUUUUUAAGAUGGAGUACGAACAUUGGGUAGAGGAGCAAAACAGACAUAUCUUGGAAAUGAGAACUGCUUUAAGUUCUGAGAUAGGUGACAUGCAACUGGGGAACCUUGUACAAAGCAUAAUGAACCACUACUCCAAACUCUUUAGCAUGAAAUCUGCUGCUGCAAAAGCAGAUGUUUUCUACGUUAUGUCUGGCAUGUGGAUGACAACAGCUGAACGAUUUUUCUUGUGGAUUGGAGGAUUUCGCCCCUCUGAACUUCUUAAGGUUCUGAUCCCUCUGAGUGGACCUUUGACAGAGCAACAACUGUUUGAUACCUAUGGCCUAGAAAAAUCAUGCCAACAAGCAGAAGAUGCUCUUUCACAAGGAAUGGAAAAACUUCAGCAAAUGCUUGCUGACAGUGUUGGGCGAGGACACUUAGUUGAAGGAACCCACAUUCCACAGAUGGAUACUGCAAUGGAGAGGUUGGAAGCUCUGGUGAGCUUUGUCAAUCAGGCUGAUCAUCUACGACAAGAAACCUUGCGACAAAUGUAUCGAAUACUUAGCAUACAUGAGAUUGGUCAGUUUCUGCUUGUUCUAGGAGAAUAUUUUCAACGCUUAAGGGCUUUGAGCAAACUUUGGGCUAAUCGAUCUCGAGAAGCACUUCCUUAGUCAUCAAACACAUAUUAUACCAAACAAAAACCAAUGACCCAUGAACAUAUAAUCAAGUGUCUAUAUCAUUAUCCAAAUCAUGUUCUCUGGCUGCUCACAUUUUUCCAGUACUGAGAACUUGUAAAUAGUUGUUUCUUACAUUUCAUAUCCUAUUUGGUUGUGUCAAUUGUGUAUAAUAUAGAAUAGCAGAGCAAAAUGUUUUGAAAUUUGCAUAAUCCUUUUAUGAUCUUUGUGAAAUAUAGAAAUUGUUUUUGUAUUA